Molecule: messenger RNA, 915 nt
Organism: Halteromyces radiatus
Lineage: Eukaryota; Fungi; Mucoromycota; Mucoromycetes; Mucorales; Cunninghamellaceae
Exons: 4
Coding region: 42-812 (256 amino acids)
Cellular component (GO): cytosol
Molecular function (GO): electron transfer activity
Source: RefSeq, a predicted model, not a curated record
CUCUUCGUUGUUUUUUUUAUUUCUUUCUACUUUCUAUAAUCAUGUCCAACCCUUUACGUAUCUUUGUUCCUGUUAAACGUGUCAUUGACUUUGCUGUCAAGGUUCGUGUGAAUCCUGCCAAAACCGAUGUUGAUCGUAGCGUUAAACACAGUAUGAAUCCUUUUGAUGAAAUUGCUGUUGAGGAAGCUGUUCGUAUUAAAGAAAAGAACAAGGCUACUGAAGUGGUUGCUAUUUCCUGCGGUUCUGCCAAGGCUCAAGAAACUUUACGUACUGCUUUGGCCAUGGGUGCUGAUAGUGCUGUACAUGUGGAAGUCAAGGAUGAUGCUACUUUACAACCUUUGGCUGUUGCCAAGUUACUCAAGGCUUACGCUGACAAACAAGAAAAGAAACCUGAUUUGUUCAUUCUUGGUAAACAAGCUAUCGAUGACGAUGCUAAUCAAACUGGUCAAAUGUUAGCUGGUUUAUUGAAUUGGUCUCAGACUACUUUUGCUUCCAAGGUGGAAAUCGAAGGUGAAUCUCUCAAGGUGACUCGUGAAAUUGAUGGUGGUUUAGAAACUUUACAAACCAAGAUGCCUGCUAUUAUCACCACUGAUCUUCGAUUGAAUGAACCUCGUUAUGCCUCUUUACCCAACAUUAUGAAGGCUAAGAAAAAACCUUUGACCAAAAUUACCCCUGAAGAUUUGGGUGUUGAUAUCUCUCCUCGUAUUGAAACUCUCAAGGUGGAAGAACCCGCUAAGCGUCAAGGUGGUCGUACUGUGGAAAAUGUAGAUGAAUUAUUGGAUAAGUUGAAGAACGAAGCCAAGGUGUUGUAGAAUAAGAUUCCUAUAGUGUAGUUUUUUUUUUAUAUAGUUUGAUACAAUUACUUGUUGUUUUAAAACAAUUAAAAAUAAAAAUGGUCGUGUACAAUACAAUUUA